Dictyostelium discoideum AX4 is the source of this 3378-nucleotide messenger RNA. RefSeq names its product SCY1 family protein kinase (gene scy2). The transcript has 2 exons. The record is from RefSeq and is a predicted model, not a curated record. Lineage: Eukaryota; Evosea; Eumycetozoa; Dictyosteliales; Dictyosteliaceae. Gene Ontology annotation, molecular function: ATP binding. The coding region runs from base 1 to 3378 and encodes 1125 amino acids.
AUGGAUACAACAAAAUCAUUUAAUUUUAAAGAAAAGGUUAGAGGAUUUUUAGGUAGUGCAGCAAGUGUCAUCUCACCUAUUAAAGAUCAUGAUCUCAAGGAAGUAGUUGGUCAAGAUAAAUUUUGGAAAAUUUAUCAAUCAACAAAAAAAACAACAAAUACAGAAUGUUCAUUAUUUGUAUUUGAAAAGAAAUUAUAUGAAAAGGUAUCAAAAAGUAAUUUAGAAAAUGUUAUAACAUUUUUAAAGAAAGAAGCAACUACAUUACAAAGAUUAAGACAUCCAUCGAUUUUACAAGUUGUAAGUGUAAUGGAAGAGACAAAAACACAUAUUCAUUUCGCAACAGAACCAAUAUUGGCAACAUUAGAGGAUCUAUUAGGAUAUUAUAGACAAAGAAAAAAGUCAACAGUUGAUCAAUCAUCACAAUCAGAAGAAGGUUAUAAGAAAAAAGAUUUCACAUUUGAAGAAUUGGAAUUGAAAGCAGGCAUUUUCCAAAUACUAGAUGGUUUAUUAUUCUUAAAUCAAACUGCUAAAUUAUUACAUCGUAACAUAUCACCUGAAUCAAUUUUCAUAACAAAAGAUUUGAAAUGGAAAUUGGGUGGAUUAGGUUUCACUUGUUCAAUUGAAACUAAAGAACCACCAAUUUCAAAUUUAUCAUUACAAGAUUUAAGAGAAUAUCAAUAUAUAAGUGGUGGUGGUGGUGGUGAGAGUAGUAAUAAUAGUAAUUAUAUAUUACCACAAUUAGAUUAUUUAGCACCAGAAUUUAUUUCACAAAGAAAGUUUGAAACAAAUUCAGAUUUAUUUAGUAUUGGUAGAUUGAUAUUUGAAUUAUCAAUAAAUUUAGAACAGAAAGCAUUGGAUUCACAUUUGAUUAGUCAAUUACCAAAGUUGGGUGUAAUUUCAUAUUAUAAUACAAUGAUUGAACAAGUUAGAAGACAAUCGACAAUGAAUACUCAAAGAUCUGAUAGUGCAAAGGUUUGUACUAUUUUAUUGGGUGACCCAAUGCUACGUGGUGAUUUAGAGAAUUUCAUUCGUUCUUCAUUCUUUCAAGAUGUUUUAACUAAAACCUUACUCUAUUUGGCAAAUAUCUCUCAAAAAGAGGAUGAAUCGAAAUUACAAUUCUUUAGAGGUCUUUUGAGAAUAGUUCAACAGUUUUCACCAAGAAUACAGAAUAAUUAUAUUUUACCAGUAUUGCUAUCAGAGAUUUCAAAUGAUAGGAUCAUUUAUGUGCUAUUACCAAAUAUUAUGUCAAUCUCUGCGAAUCAUGUAAAGAAGGAAACUUUUCAGUCAAAGGUUUUACCGGCAAUAUCAAAUAUUCUUCAAUCAAAGGAACCAAAGCCAGAGGUGUUAUCUUGUGUUUUGGAGAAUUUACCAAUGUUACUUCAAAAGUGUAGUCUUGAUCAGAUUAAAAAGAUUCUAUUACCCAUUUGUUUGGGCUCGAUGUGUGGUCCAACCAAUGAGAUCAUUUUCCAAUGUUUGUCAACGGCCCAACCAAUUGCUAAAUUCUUUGAUACCGAUAUGAUUAGUGUUGCUGUAAUUCCACGUUUAACAAAUUUAUGUGUUGGUGGUUUCCCAGUUCAUAUUCGUACUAAAGCAAUUCAAUGGUUUACUCUUUUAGUUCCAUCAAUUGAAAAGAAAAUCAUUGUUGAUUCUUUAUUACCAAAUCUUGAGAAAAUAUUAGCAGGUGAUAAUUCUCCAGUGAUCCUUCAAUCUUUGGUUGAAACUUAUGAAGCACUCUCAAAGAAAUUGGGUGGCGAACUUUUAGCAAAGAGUGUUUUACCUGCAUUAAUACCAUUAUCCUCUGACAAACAUAUAGAUUUAGAACAAUUUAAAACAGUUAUGAAAGUAAUUAGAGAUAUUUUAAAUACUUAUGAACAAGAACGUAUUAAUGAAUUAUCAAAUUUACAAAGAUAUACUUCACCAACUCCAACAAAAGAUGAAAAUGAUACUUCUUUUAUAACUGUUAAUAAUAAUAAUAAUAAUAAUAAUAAUAUUUCACCAACACCAAUUAAUUUAACUUUACCAAAUAGUUUUGGAAUUACACCAAUAACAACAACAGCAACCACACAACCAUCAUCAUCACCUUCAAUGUUAUUCCCUCAACCACCACAAACAUCACAACCAUCAUCAUCACCACUUUCAUCUAGUAGUAGCGGUACUACCAGUAAUCCAUUCAAUAGUGUACUAUCAGGUAAUAAUAAAGCAUUAAUUGAUUCUCCUGAUUUUGGUUCAACUUAUAUUAGUCAACCACCAUCAACACAACAAUUAUCAUCAAAUAUUAGUUUAACAUUACCAAAGAGUCCACCUACUACAAGACCAACAGUUUCAAAUUCUUCAAAUUCUUUAUUCCCAACCACAAAUACAACUAAUAAUAAUAAUAAUAAUAAUAAUAUUAAUAAUAAUAAUAGUAGUAAUAAUGGUAGUAAUUAUAAUAGUUUUAAUAAUAGUAGUUUCCAAAAUAAUUCAAACCAACCAGUACAACCACCACCACAACAACAACAACCUCUUUCAUUUAAUUCAUCAUUUGAUUUUGGUAGUAAUUUACAACCAAUAAAACCAACAAAUACAAUUGCGGCACAAACACCAUUACCACAACCAAAAUUAUCAUAUAACUCUUCUUUCGAUAUUGGAAAUAGUAAUAAUAAUAAUAAUAAUAAUAAUAAUAAUAAUAAUAAUAAUAAUAAUAAUAAUAAUAAUAAUAAUAAUAAUAAUAAUAAUAAUAAUAAUAAUAAUAAUAAUAAUAAUAACUUAAAUUCAUUUAGUAACUUUGGAAAUAAUAGUAGUAAUGGAAUGAAUAACUCAAACAAUAAUUUUGCAUUAAACAGUGGUUCAACAUUACCAAUUAAAUCAACUUCAACUUCUAAAUAUGAUAUUAAUUUAGAAGACCAUGUAAAUUCUUCAUCAAAUAGCUUUUCAAAUAAUAGUUUUAGUAAUAAUAAUAAUAGUAGUAGUAAUAAUAAUACUAACAAUAAUAACAAUAAUAAUGGUGUUGGUAAUUUCAAUAGUAGCAACUCAUUUUCUUCUUCCUCACAAUCAAAUUAUGGUUUCGAUCAACCUUUGAAUCCCACAACUAAUUCAAAUCACAAUAGUUAUGGAAAUAAUAACUAUGGUAAUAAUUCUAACAACAACAACAACAACAACACAAAUAGUAUGAAUUCAUCAUUUAAAAAUAUGGACUUAAAUCAAAAUAACAGUUACAAUAAUACUUUAAAUGAUUUUAAUAGUUUCCAUAAUAAUGUUAAUUCAAGUUUUAAUAUGAAUCCACCAAGUAUCACUAAAAAUGUUAACUUUAACAGCAAUAAUUAUAAUAAUAAUAACAAUAAUAAUAACAAUAAUAAUAAUAAUAAUUAUAAUAAUAAUAAUAAUAGUAAUUUUUGGUAA